Molecule: messenger RNA, 1739 nt
Organism: Sesamum indicum (sesame)
Lineage: Eukaryota; Viridiplantae; Streptophyta; Magnoliopsida; Lamiales; Pedaliaceae
Product: RING/U-box superfamily protein
Biological process (GO): mitotic cell cycle checkpoint signaling; ubiquitin-dependent protein catabolic process; protein ubiquitination
Cellular component (GO): nucleus
Molecular function (GO): metal ion binding; ubiquitin-protein transferase activity
Source: RefSeq, a predicted model, not a curated record
CUGAUCUGCACAGAGGGCUUUUGAAGAACGUUUCUUUUGUUUUCUUGAGCACGCUUUUGAAAAUCGAUUGAUCCUUCCUUGGGAAGUUUUUUCCAAUUAAAUUCUCUCUCUAUUCUUACUCUAAUGCCACUUCAAAACUCUCCUCUCAUUGCAUAAACCUCCUUGACCUUCACAAAUUUGCCCGCACGUUUCCGGAAUCAAGAAUUCUGCAGAGAGGGAGACAGAAGAAAUGGAGAGAGGAGAAAGCUCUGGCUCCAAUUCCUCCAGUGAUGAUAUCUGGGCUAAACUAGUGCCAUUGGACUCGAGUUAUUCAGAUAUAGAGUUGAAGUCUAAUGAGGUGACAAUCUGCUCAGAGGUCAAGAAUCCUUCAAGUGUAAAGCAAGAAUGGUGCAAGAUAGCUAGGGAAAAGGAUCAAGUUUCUGCCUUGAUGCAAAACAAGAGUUCUAGUUCAAUCCUUGUUGAUGGCACGGUUGUUCAAGAAGAUGAUACAACCAUCAUUAGAUGUGGCACUGAAAUUAUUCUGGGUCCUGAGGCUGAUGGGUUUAUGAGGUAUAUGUUUAAAGUAAUGCCUACCGAAGAAACUUGUAAGAAGCAGCUGAAGAUAAAUCUAGACCCUGAACAUGCAAAAUGCUCAAUUUGCUUAAAUGUUUGGCAUGAUGUUGUGACUGUUGCACCCUGCCUUCAUAAUUUCUGCAAUGGAUGUUUCUCGGAGUGGUUGAAAAGGUGCCAAGACAGACACUCUAGCAUUUUAUGUCCUCAGUGCAGGGCAGUUGUUCAGUUUGUUGGAAGAAACCAUUUUUUGCAUAGUAUUGAAGAGGAUAUACUGGAAUCUGAUUCUUCUCUAAGGCGUUCAGAUGAGGAGAUUGCUCUUUUAGAUUCCUAUUCAUCAAUUAAGUCACCCCUUGUUGUUAGCAAUGGAAGGAAACUAAGCCGGAAGAGGGCACGUGCUCCACCUGAUGAAGAGAAUGUAAGGGAUUUUCCAUGCCCACAAUGCGCCACAGAAUAUGCGGGAUUCCAGUGCAACCAAUCCACAGUUCAUCUCCAAUGUCAAUCGUGUGGCGGAAUGAUGCCCUCUGGACCAACAAAUACCACUGUCCCACAACACUGUGUAGGAUGUGAUCGAGCAUUUUGUGGUGCUUAUUGGCAUGCUAUGGGGGUUACCAGUUUUGAUGCCUAUCCUGUGUGCAGCCCUGAAACUCUAAAACCUAUUGCUGACCGCACUGUGACUAGAAUACCAUUGUUAGCUUAUGAAAAGAAUAGACACGAACAAGACAUAACAGAAAAAUGUAUCAGGCAAAUGGGACAAUCAUUGCAGGAUGUGAUUUCAGAAUGGAUAAGAAAGAUGGGGAACCGAGAAGUAGAUAGGACAAGACUUCAAUUGAAUCACUCCGAGAUGAUUACUCCUCAGACACACGUUUGCCGUGAUUGCUAUGACAAACUAGUCUCGUUUCUCUUGUACUGGUUCCGGAUCACAUUGCCAAAACAUUUUCUACCUCCAGAAGCAGUGCAGCGGGAAGACUGCUGGUACGGAUACGCAUGUCGGACACAGCACCAUAACGAAGAGCACGCUCGCAAGAGGAACCACGUCUGUCGUCCGACAAGGGGUGCUCACAUGUCUUAAUGCUUUUACUAUGACUUGAGAACAUCCAACAGAUUCUGGUGUAAAUAUAUUAAGAUCCGCGGCUUGAGAACCAAAACUAUUUUUCAUAUUUUGAAAUGAAUGGAAUUAUUCUUAUCUU